AUGUCCUCGAUCUGUGAGCAGAUGAAACAUCUUGGACCUGUUGCACUCCAACAGCUGCUUGACAUGCUAAACUACUGUCUGAGUGAAAGCACAAUGCCAAACUUAUGGAGGAAAUCAAGGGUAGUUGCCUUACUCAAGCCAGGCAAAAAACCAGCCAACGCAAAAAGCUACCGGCCCAUAUCUCUGCUUUGUCACACAUACAAGAUCUUUGAAAGGCUCCUACUCAACCACAUUGCUCCCUUGGUGGCUGAGCUCCUCAUUCCAGAACAGGCAGGAUUUAGGCCAGGAAAGUCCUGUACUAGUCAACUGCUGAAUCUGGUACAGUACAUUGAAGAUGGUGGCUUCGAGGAAGGGUUGAUAACUGGAGCAGCCUUUGUUGACCUUAUUGCAGCUUAUGACACCAUCAUCUCAUAUCAACAGUUUUUGACUAACCCAGAUCAUCUGUAUGAGGCUUUCUUUGAAGUAGCUGCUCCAAGUGAUGAUAACCCUGCACCCCAUAUUGUAGCUACAUUUCCACCCACCUUUCAUGAUGAGGUGGCUGCCAAGGAAUUACCGAGGUUCUGUUUUCCUUGUGAUCUUAGCAGGUACAAUCCUGCGGGUCAACUCUUCACAUUUGUUCUGACUGGGAUAGAUAAUUUACAAAGGUUUGGUUUCUGUAGACAUCCUCCGGGAGCUAAGACAGCAAUAUGCAUCCUCAGUUACUUGCCAUGGUUUGACAUCUUCUAUAAAAUACUCAAUAAGCUUGCUAGUCUGAAGAGUAGCUGUGAACCUGCUGCUACCGCCCUCUUGGACCAACUUCAUAAAGUCAGUGUACCCGGCCCCGGUAAACAACUCAGAAUCACAGUUAGCGAAGGUAGUAACACAUCGGAAAUGCUUCACACUUGCCCAGACGACACACGAAUCUUGCCUAGUAUUCCUGAAAAUAUAAAUAUGACAGAGUAUUUCAGUGCAGUAACUCCAGAAAAUAUGAUCAUCCUAUUUGUUAGUUUAUUACAUGAAAGGAGAGUUCUAAUUACAUCAGAGAAAUUACACAGGUUAACAGCGUGUGUCUAUGGUGCAGUCUCAUUGUUAUACCCCCUCCACUGGCAGCAUAUAUACAUUCCCGUGACUCCAUCACAUCUAAUAGACUACUGCUCAGCUCCAAUGCCAUUCAUCAUAGGUGUACAUUCAUCAUUCAUGGAGAAAGUGAAGCACAUGGCAUUAAAUGAAGUGGUGAUACUCGAUGCUGAUAAUAAUUCAAUAGACACACCUUUCAAUGAUUUACAAGUACUUCCAUCUGAAGCAGUGACGCAGCUGAAACACAACCUGAAGAAUUCAAGUCAAGUGAGCGGCGAUGGUGUUGCUAGGUCCUUUCUCAAGACGUUAGUCUACCUUCUUGGUAGCUAUAGGGAAGCACUUACUUUAGAGAAUGGAGAAAUUGUAUUUGACAGAGAUGCAUUUGUAACCAAUGGUUCCAGACAUGAAUUAGCAUUCAGGAAUACAGUACUUCAGCUCCAACACUUUGCACAGUUUGUUGAGUUUCGAGUAGGUGCCCUGAAUAGGAAUGAAGCCAUAGAUGAUCUCUUUGAGGAAGAACUUGACAGCAGAAUAGCAUCAGGUUCUAAGAUCCAAGAGAAUAUCAGAAGGCGUCUUCUACAAGCUAAAGCUAAGAGCACUGUGCUAUAUGGAAAGAUUAAAGACAAGUCAAGAGAUGCCAAAGAUAGGGUUCUUGGGGAUAAGGACUCCAACAAGAAGGUCACAGUCAAUCCACAAGCAGUCAAGGAUGCUUUCUUACAGACAAAAAGUAUAGCAGGAAAGAGGAUAAACACGAUGAAAGAUAAGCUCAAAUUUAAGGAGACUGAGGAUAUCUUAACAGUACGAAGGGAUCAACCUGAAAUAUCUCGUCCUAUCACUGCUACUAGGAGUACACCGUCAUCACCAUCUUCCAGUCCUGUACUAUCAAGAAGAAAACCUACAUCAGCAUCCGCUCAGCCUAAGGACAGAAUCGGGGACAAGUUGCGCGGUACGAGACACUAUGAUGUCCUGGAAGUGGACGGUAGUGAAGAGAUGACCCUUGAACAGUUCUUAAGAGACGAUGCCUCCCUGCCUGCCCGAUAUAGCAGCAUGGAUCUUAUGCCCUCGGUGCAACCUAUCCUCAACAAAUUCAAUGCAUCGUCAACGCAGAAGCAAUCACCAGAAGAUGACAAAGUUGGAGAGGUAUAG
This is a messenger RNA of Lytechinus pictus (painted urchin), 2202 nucleotides long. RefSeq names its product DENN domain-containing protein 1A-like. Gene Ontology annotation, cellular component: intracellular membrane-bounded organelle; cytosol. The transcript is spliced from 20 exons. The coding region runs from base 1 to 2202 and encodes 733 amino acids. Gene Ontology annotation, biological process: endocytosis; endocytic recycling. The record is from RefSeq and is a predicted model, not a curated record. NCBI's taxonomy places the organism in Eukaryota, Metazoa, Echinodermata, Echinoidea, Temnopleuroida, Toxopneustidae. Gene Ontology annotation, molecular function: guanyl-nucleotide exchange factor activity; phosphatidylinositol phosphate binding.